Molecule: messenger RNA, 1614 nt
Organism: Poecilia latipinna (sailfin molly)
Lineage: Eukaryota; Metazoa; Chordata; Actinopteri; Cyprinodontiformes; Poeciliidae
Product: ovarian cancer G-protein coupled receptor 1-like
Exons: 2
Coding region: 606-1241 (211 amino acids)
Biological process (GO): cellular response to pH; G protein-coupled receptor signaling pathway
Cellular component (GO): membrane
Molecular function (GO): G protein-coupled receptor activity
Source: RefSeq, a predicted model, not a curated record
CUAAAACGUAGUACAACAGACUGAAUGUUCCGUGUGCAGCAUUUUUUAAUAUUUUUUGGUGUUAAAUCCUAAAACAAGGAUGGUGUCUAUAUAAGUCGUAAGUCAGUGCUUCACCAGCGUCAGAGAGAUUCUGUAGAUUUAUUCUGUGCAGUGAAUCCGUUUCUCACUUCUAACAUUCAGAACAAAAACUCUUUAUUUUUGACAGGGUGAAAUAAGAUAAUAUAAGUAAUGGUCUUUUCCACCCAUGUAAACUGGUGAAUGUUAUAAAAUAUAUUACAACAAUAAUGUUUUAUUUCUAAGGUAGACUCUUGUGUCAGAUAAUCUAAGUCAGUGUUAGAGAAUAGUUAAAACUUUUUAAGAUUUACUCGGUUAGCCUUCCUAGCGGGGCUGUAACACCGGUUAUACCCCGAGCUCUAUGGCUAAUCUGGCAUUUUGCUGGUGGACAUAAAUACAGUAUAGUAAUAUUCUAUCGACAAAAUAUAAACAAUAUCUUAUCCCCCGAGCCCUCACGUCAAUAGUCCAUCGAUUUGAACAAAAAAUAUCCUGCAGUGCUGAGGCAUCUUCUACUGUUAGCUUAGCGAAGUAGGAGCGACGACCGCUCCAAGAUGGCCGCCGCAUUUCCUCCGCUUGAGCAGCCAAUGUGGGACUGGUCUUUAUUAUGUCUAUGGCUCCUGAUGCAGGUGAGCUACCUGAGUGUUCUUCGCGCUGUUGGCCGCAGCACGGGAACCCAACCGGACCAGAAAACCCGGAUCCGGCAGCUGGUCAGCAGCACCAUCCUCAUCUUCCUAGUCUGUUUCUCUCCGUAUCAUGUCUUCCUGCUGCUGCGGACGCUGUUCGAGCGUGACUGCAGCUUCAUUGCAAGAAUCUUUAACUACUACCACGUGUCGCUGCUCCUCACCAGCCUGAACUGCGUCGCCGACCCGGCGCUCUACUGCUUCGUCAGCGAGAGCGCCCGCCGCGGGCUGCACCGUGCCAUCGUCAGACCUGUCUCCAGGGUCAUCUGCUGCUGCUGUCGCCGAGGCAAUGCCAGCCCUGUCGGCCCAGCCGGCGACUCCCACGAGGUGGCGAAGGACGGCGGGCAGAGUGUGACGCUGCUGACCCACAGCUACACACCUCUGAAUCCCAAGACAGGCAGCGGAAAUGCAACCUCUGACCCCUCGACUGUCCCAAACAAGUCCCGGGCAGAGAACAGCGGAGACAUGGGAGGAAGGACCGGGGACAGGGACAGGAAGUGCAGUUGAAACAUGGCGGCUGUAGGCAGUCAGACUGCCAGCCGGGUUUUAUGAUAUUACCGUGGUUUCAUCCGAACAGCUGAAGGUUAAACUUUGACCUUUGACCUGUGGUUUCUACAGGGGGACUGGCUGCCCUUUACUGAUUGGUCAAAAACCGACCGGAGACAAUCUGAGUGAAAGGCAGAAAUGCGAGCAGACUGAGUCGGAAGCCAGAAAGUUUUGUAGCAGACAAUUGCAGGAACCCAAUGUCCGGAACCAGGAACCGUCUGGACCAGGGCUGGACCAAGGCAUAAGCAAACUAAGCAGCCGCUUAAGGGGCCCCCUCAGUGGAGCAGAUUUUUUUGUUUGUUUUAAUAAUAAAUUAUGUCAUUAUAAUAUCAAA